GACAACAGGAUUCAUAAAAGUGAAGAAGGUGACAAAAAGAGAAGGAAAAUGCCGAAACCAAUCAACGUACGAGUAACCACCAUGGAUGCUGAGCUGGAAUUUGCCAUUCAGCCCAAUACAACUGGCAAACAACUUUUUGACCAGGUGGUGAAAACAGUUGGUUUGCGUGAGGUCUGGUUUUUCGGGCUGCAGUAUGUGGACAGCAAAGGUUAUUCUACGUGGCUUAAACUAAAUAAAAAGGUGACACAGCAAGAUGUUAAAAAAGAGAAUCCUUUACAGUUCAAGUUUAGAGCUAAAUUCUUUCCUGAAGAUGUUUCUGAGGAAUUAAUUCAAGAAAUAACCCAGAGACUUUUCUUCUUGCAAGUUAAAGAAGCUAUCUUAAAUGAUGAGAUAUAUUGCCCGCCAGAAACCGCAGUGCUUUUGGCUUCCUAUGCUGUCCAAGCCAAGUAUGGAGAUUAUAAUAAAGAGAUUCAUAAACCAGGCUACCUGGCUAAUGAUAGACUCCUACCACAGCGAGUUUUGGAACAACACAAACUGACAAAAGAACAGUGGGAAGAAAGAAUACAGAACUGGCAUGAAGAACAUAGGGGAAUGCUAAGAGAAGAUUCUAUGAUGGAAUACUUGAAGAUUGCACAAGAUCUAGAAAUGUAUGGAGUCAACUAUUUUGAAAUAAAAAACAAAAAGGGAACUGAAUUGUGGCUAGGCGUUGAUGCUUUGGGUCUGAAUAUUUAUGAGCAUGAUGACAAGUUAACACCUAAAAUUGGUUUUCCCUGGAGUGAAAUCAGAAAUAUUUCAUUUAAUGACAAAAAAUUUGUUAUAAAGCCAAUCGACAAAAAGGCACCUGAUUUUGUUUUUUAUGCACCUCGUCUGAGAAUCAAUAAGCGGAUUUUGGCCUUAUGUAUGGGAAACCAUGAACUGUACAUGCGAAGAAGGAAGCCUGAUACCAUUGAAGUACAACAGAUGAAGGCUCAGGCUAGGGAGGAGAAACAUCAGAAGCAGCUGGAGAGGGCACAAUUAGAGAAUGAAAAGAAGAAAAGAGAAAUAGCAGAAAAAGAAAAGGAAAGAAUAGAACGUGAAAAGGAAGAGCUAAUGGAACGUCUAAAGCAAAUUGAAGAACAGACGCUGAAAGCCCAGAAAGAACUAGAAGAACAGACUCGAAAAGCUCUAGAACUGGACCAGGAACGAAAACGAGCAAAAGAAGAAGCUGAAAGGCUUGAAAAGGAGCGUCAAGCUGCUGAAGAGGCCAAGUCUGCUAUAGCAAAACAAGCUGCCGACCAGAUGAAGAAUCAGGAGCAGCUAGCAGCAGAACUUGCUGAAUUCACUGCCAAGAUUGCACUUCUAGAAGAAGCCAAGAAGAAAAAGGAAGAGGAAGCUACUGAGUGGCAACACAAAGCUUUUGCAGCUCAGGAAGACUUGGAAAAGACCAAAGAAGAGUUAAAAACUGUGAUGUCUGCCCCUCCUCCACCUCCGCCACCACCGGUCAUUCCUCCAACAGAAAAUGAACAUGAUGAACAUGAUGAAAAUAAUGCUGAGGCUAGUGCUGAAUUAUCAAAUGACGGGGUGAUGAACCAUAGAAGUGAGGAGGAACGUGUAACAGAAACACAGAAAAAUGAGCGUGUUAAGAAGCAACUCCAGGCAUUAAGUUCGGAAUUAGCCCAAGCCAGAGAUGAAACCAAGAAAACACAAAAUGAUGUUCUUCAUGCUGAGAAUGUUAAAGCAGGCCGUGAUAAGUACAAGACUCUGCGACAGAUUCGACAGGGCAAUACAAAGCAGCGUAUUGAUGAGUUUGAAGCAAUGUGAGAGCUGUUAUUUUGCAUACGUGUUCUUCAUAAGCUGAACCACCAACAGAGAAAAGCAGGCCUUUGCAGAUGUGAUGGAAUGCAUCCCACCUUGCCAAAGCACUUAUACCAGUUUGACUGUGGUGGCUAAAAGACAUCUCUAAGGGGAGCUCUUCAACAUUAAGGCAGUGUGAUACCAUGUUUGGUUGUCUUUUUCUUUUGGGCCAGGGAAUGGAGAACAGUGUUCCAUCACCUUUCACAUUUUUCAUUUUGCAUUUUUUUUUCUGUUGAAGAUUAACACUAAUUAUCAUGUCUGACCAAGGUGUAUGUGUGAUCUAAGCACUUUGUACAUUUUAAAGGAUGAUGGUGACUUAAUGAGUGUUCAGGUAGAGCUCUGUUUUUCCUUGCCCCUUCCAUAUUUUACAUGCAUGUAUUUCCACAUUCUCUCUCACUCUUAUUUUCUCAGUGUGCCCUUGUCGUAUCUUGCCACGCCUGUAGCCAUAAUUCUGCCACCAUACGGAUCAUUGGCAAUGUUCAAAAUGAGGGUAGGUGACAUGGUGGACAAUGUUUGAUCAUUGUGUAGAAGAUGGCUAUGAAUCAUGAAAAAGAUUAGAAUGUUUAAUAGUGUAGUCUGCAGCUGGUGGUUAAUUUUUUUAAAUCCCAAUUUAAUUACAUUGUUGGAUAUUUGAUAUUUGCUUGCUUAAUUACAGUCAUCUUUGACAGCUGAACUGAUUGGUGUUUCAUCUCCUGUCAUCUUUUGGUUUUCUUUGCCUACUGAUUCACAAAGGUGUAGACAACAGGUAGUAGUUUCCUAGCAAAAUUUAUUGAUGAAACGUUAUUUGCAAAUAACAGUCAUCUCUGAAAGAUUUAAAAGUUUUCUUCUUUCAUACUUUGAUUUAGACAAAGAGAUGUUUAAUAAAAGAAAAUAUACAUUUGUUGGUAAUUGAUUAUAAUCAUUUAAAAAAACUUGGACCUUUCUGGAAGGGCAGCAUAUGAAAACAUCAGUCCCAAAGAGGGGACGGUAUAUCCUACCUCACUACUACACCUGCGAUGACUGGUUGUUCAAACACAAUAGAGUGUGUAAGCUGUAUGUUUUACAAUACAUAGUGAUACUUGCAAUCAUGAAGGAAUAUUUUUGAGAUUUCUCUUUUUCUUCGGAAUAUCUUACAGUGCUAAAUUUUUAACUGCCUUUUUGUUGAGCUGAAUUGUGGGACUCUGAUUCGCAUUAAAAUUGUAAGUUCUUGCUGGUAUACUAUCUUCCUGGAGGGGUGUUGUAUGCCUGAGGAAGUGUGUGUGUGUGUGUGUGUGUGUGUGUGUGUGUGUGUGUGUGAGUGAGUGUGAGUGAGUGUGAGAGGGAGAGAGAGAGACAUGUUGCCCUUGUAGCAUGUGAAGAAUGCCUGUACCAUCAUUUCCUGAUGUAAUUGUUACAUAAUCAUUUUAGCAUAUUUGGUUUCUAAAUCAUUGUGCUUAUUUUUUUCAAUCUCUAACUAAGAAUACUUAAAUUUGGUUCAUUAAUCCUAAUUUAGAAAUUAUAAUUUUAGGUUAUAUUAAGUUCAAUUAUGUCUUACAAAGAAAUCUUUCCAGUUUGAAAGAUGUUCUAAUAGUCACAUGUCCUAACAUUUUCUUUAUUGUAAAACAUCUAGAUUUGAAGAUAAGAAAAGCCUUGUUUUCUCUGUGUGGUUCAGCUACUUUCCAUUUGGUAUUAUGUACUCAAAUUUACAUUUAUCUAUUAAAAUUGCCAUUUUGUUAAACAUUUUUCAUGCACAGUAGAUUCAAGUUGUGUCUGAAAAUAUCUCUUGUGCUUUUUUGAUUUUGCUGACUUUAAAAGGAUUAAUCUGGGCAGACAUUAUGAGAAGGAAAGGUUGCAUUUAAUAUAUAUUUUGGACUUUGUAGGGCAAAAGAUAACUGGUUAACCUUGAAGUGACUGUUGUAUGGUGGUUGUGCACAUGCUUCAAAACUCUAUGGAAGAGAGUGUUUCUACUUGCAGCACAUUAGAGGAAUAGAUGGUGAACUCUGCUGUUGAGGCUUUACAGCAUGUGUUCACUUUUCCAAAGCAUUAAAACAAUUGCCAUAAAGGUGAAAACUUGGACUUUCAUUGGAUUUUUAUUAAUUUUCUUCAUUUUGAAUUGUGUGCACUACCAUUGUUACUUCAGUUUGAUAUCAGUGUUGAAAAAUUACCAGUUAUAUUUGCUGUUUAUAAUCUAUUUGUAGAUUAGGAUUAAAAUGGAUUUAAUCCAUUUUUAAAGCUGUGUGAAUUUUUCUAAACAAGAACAACUAUUUGCAAUAUAGGUUUUCAUAGUGAUUAAACCAAUUAUAACUUUUAUUAUUAGCAGUUGAGAGCACAUGUUCAUAUAGCAAUGUAAAAAUAUAUUAAUGAGUAUUUGGUAAAUUCCAACAGGCUUUUACCAUUAGCAUAAUUUUGUGUUGUACAAUUAAGUUACAAUUACAUCUAUAAUUUUGGAUAACAUUCAUUGGUUAACAAUAAAGUGACAAAAGCUCA
Messenger RNA from Ceratotherium simum simum (southern white rhinoceros), 4278 nucleotides. It is a transcript of the gene RDX, whose product is annotated as radixin. The record is from RefSeq and is a predicted model, not a curated record. Gene Ontology annotation, cellular component: cytoskeleton. Lineage: Eukaryota; Metazoa; Chordata; Mammalia; Perissodactyla; Rhinocerotidae. Gene Ontology annotation, molecular function: actin binding.